This is a messenger RNA of Paramecium tetraurelia, 1104 nucleotides long. RefSeq lists its product as uncharacterized. Lineage: Eukaryota; Ciliophora; Oligohymenophorea; Peniculida; Parameciidae. The record is from RefSeq and is a predicted model, not a curated record. The transcript has 6 exons.
AUGUUUCUAAAGAAUAUGUUCAAGAAACAAACUAGAUUCUAGAAGUACCUAUUUGAGAGCACAAUCUAUGAUAAUUCAGAAACAGUUGAUUUGGAAGACAUUAAAAAAAUGUUGUAAGGUUACCCAUCCAAAGAAGAGGAGGAUCAAUUAGUCUAGAGCAUGACGAUUGUUUAAGUAUUCAAAGAAUUCAUAAGACUCAUACCUUAAUAAUUGGAAAGUCCAAAGAAAUUAAAAGUGUUAUUAACAAUCCAUGUCUUAAUGGGUGAUAUCAAACAUGGCAGACUGUUUGUGUAAUAAUUCCUUGGAUGGAUUGGUUGGUAACACAUGGAACAAAAGGACACUUUUAGUAAGUUUUCUUCUGUAUAAACAAUGAUAAUACAAAAAUUAGCUUUAAUCAGUGAAAUUAUAUCGAAGAGUAAAAUGAAAUCCAACUCUAAUGUUGUAUUUAAGGACAUAGAUUCUAACGUAAUGCAAUUUUAUAAAAUGAUUAACGCUCUCAAUCUCAUCCUAGGAUAACACGAAUUCUACGCACAGGUUUUUUAGACUCACAACAGAACAAUAGUGAUGGAAAUCUAUUUGUUAUUGUGGAAUGAUGUUAUUGCACUCUAUUUAAUGUUGGAAAGUUAAUAGGUUUAUUGUUAUUAACAAAUGGAUUAAUAGUAAUCGAUCUAAGUUUAUGAAUUAUUCAAUGAAUACAUUAAAUUAACACCCCAAGUCAAAAAGUUUGCUUAAUUGAGGGUAUUCUUUUAAAAUUGCAUUGUUAAUGAACCUAAAUGGUAUUAACCCACAAAAAAGGAAAUAGAAGAAUUGUAAAUUUAUUUUUAGAAUGUCAAAAUUUAUCUAACUAGUAGGUCAAAAAGGUUAAAAAUUGAGAAAUCAAGUCCUCAACCAAAUAAAAAUGGCUAAACCUCUGGCAGAGAUAUGAAAAAGUCAUAAUCAUAAUCCCAAAUAAUUCCUAAAGGUGAUCUAAAACAACAACAAGAUCAUUAUUUAUCUAAUACUACUAUGGAUUGUGGAAAAAGAAUACAUUAAGGAAAUGCAGCAUCUUAAGCCUAAUACACGUUUGAAAGUGAAUGUUAAACUGGUGAUGUGAUUAAAUAAUGA